This is a messenger RNA of Myotis daubentonii (Daubenton's bat), 3340 nucleotides long. RefSeq names its product suppressor of cytokine signaling 2 (gene SOCS2). The record is from RefSeq and is a predicted model, not a curated record. Gene Ontology annotation, cellular component: phosphatidylinositol 3-kinase complex. Gene Ontology annotation, biological process: phosphatidylinositol phosphate biosynthetic process; intracellular signal transduction. Gene Ontology annotation, molecular function: 1-phosphatidylinositol-3-kinase regulator activity. Lineage: Eukaryota; Metazoa; Chordata; Mammalia; Chiroptera; Vespertilionidae.
GCCUCCCCGAAGCCUGCGCAGUAGCGCUCUCGCCUCUUUGAAGCUGUAGCCGGGGCCGCGGUCACGUGGGGCGAAUUCCUGGAAAGUUCCUGGAAAGCGGCCUCCGCAGCAGGCGGGCGGGGCGCGCGGAGCGUGGACGGAGGAGGGAGGUGGGGAGCCCGGGAGGUGCGCGGGGCUGGGGAGUCGCGCGCACACGCCGCUCCGGGGACAGACGUUUAACUCUUGCCAAGUCUCGCCGCCGCCGCGGCUCGCGGGCCUUGGGCUUCCCCUGAAGCAUGAGCCUCCUCGCCCGCCGCCACUGGCGCAGCGCGGGCCGCGGACAGUGCGCACCCGGGCUCCCGGCGCCGCGUCUCAGGAUCCUCUGUGCCCGCAGUCAAGACAACGGAGGAGCUCGGGCGGGGGCUGGCGGCAGGCAAACUGUGGGUGACGGCGCCUGCGGGGGACUUUGCCAUCUGUCCACCAGGACCUGGGGAGGAAGAACCAGCAGCUCCCCACCCCCUCCCCCUCCACCACCAUUUUGGAUACUCCGCAGGGACGUGUUUUGGGGUUCCCACUGACUUCCAGGAAGGACGCGUGCCCUUCUCUGACCCCUGCGCGGGCGGCCACCAGUGUUUGCCGUGGUGACCCUUUGCCCAUGACCCUGCGGUGCCCCGAGCCCUCCGGGAAUGGCGCGGAAGGGACGCGGAGCCAGUGGGGGACCGCGGGGUCCGCGGAGGAGCCGUCCCCGGAGGCGGCGCGUCUGGCGAAGGCCUUGCGGGAGCUCAGUCAAACAGGUUGGUACUGGGGAAGUAUGACUGUUAAUGAAGCCAAAGAGAAAUUAAAAGAGGCACCAGAAGGAACUUUCUUGAUUAGAGAUAGUUCGCAUUCAGACUACCUACUAACAAUAUCUGUUAAAACAUCAGCUGGACCAACUAAUCUGCGAAUCGAAUAUCAAGAUGGGAAAUUCAGAUUGGACUCUAUCAUAUGUGUCAAGUCCAAGCUUAAACAAUUUGACAGUGUGGUUCAUCUGAUCGACUACUAUGUUCAGAUGUGCAAGGAUAAGCGGACGGGCCCAGAAGCCCCCCGGAAUGGCACUGUUCACCUUUAUCUGACCAAACCGCUCUACACGUCAGCACCGCCUCUGCAGCAUCUCUGCAGACUCACCAUUAACAAAUGCACCGGUGCCAUCUGGGGACUGCCUUUGCCAACAAGACUGAAAGAUUACUUGGAAGAAUAUAAAUUCCAGGUAUAAGUGUUUCUCUUUUUCUAAACAUGCCUCAUAUAGAGUAUCUCCGAAUGCAGCUAUGUAAAAGAGAACCAAAACUUGAGUGACUGCUCUGGAUAACUACACGGAAUUCUAAGAACGGCUGAAUCAAUCUAACCUACAUGUGUGACUAGGUAGCUAGGUCAGGUUCCCUCAAAUAUGUUCACCUGAGAAAUGCUUCCCUGCCUAAGGCUAAGACCAGCUGAUCCUUUUAAGUUAAAAAUUAAAUGUCCCAAGUAAAGGCCGAAGUAAGCUUUUGAUCAGAAUGCCCUGCCUUUCUGAGGUUCCUUUCUCUUUGGUUGAAGGUCCAGGCACCAGUAGUAGAGAAAGGGAGAAAGGACUCCAUGGCGGAGAACUGAAGAAGGGGAAGGAACCUGACAGGCUUAGCUUCCACUUUAUAUGCCUGGUGAUCCGAGUCUAUUCUGGACAUGUUAUAUUUUGCAUUCUGAUGUUCCUAGGGGUUUUGUUGAUCAGAUAUGCUUGUGAGUAUUUAUCCUUCAUUUUAUGCAAUUAACCAAGUCAACCAAAAAAAAAAAAAUGACCAUGAAAUCCUGUAUUUGUCUUUUUACUACAUGUAUGAACUCUUUCAUGUGAACGCGUACUGUAGUAAUCCAUUUUAAGAGAGCCUUACUUCAGAAAUAUUUCAAACUGGUGCAAACGGAAAAGACUUCAUCUUUUCCAUUAAGGCUAAAGACAAGAAUGUCAUGCUAUACAGGUGCAACCCCAUCCAGGUUAAUAAAACCAUGUAGAUAUAGACAUUUUACCCUUUGAAGUAUCUGUGUCCCAACCUGUUGCCAUGGAUUUUUUUGGAAAUGGCUUUAGAAAUUUCCAAGUUGUCCUUGAAUUGUCUAACUAUAGACAUCAGCAGUUGUCUCCCUUCUACCAUGUAGAAAACUUUGACUUAAUUUUCUUCCAGAUAUAAGGGGAUACCUGCCUGUUUUUCAAAGUGUUUAUUUACUGCUGUUACUAUUUGAUUAGAAUGUAUUAAAUAAAAAAAAAACCCUGACUUUUACAAGUUGCGCUUAUAUUAUUUUGAAUCGCAGAAAACUUACACUUUCAUGAGGGUUGCCAUAAAAACUUAUGUCAAAUGGAAUAAGCCAGAUAGUCAGCAAGAAGUAAGGCCUUCCUUGCCCUUCUCUGAAGCUAUGGGUCAUAUUUGCCCUUUGCGUUUUGGAAAGCAUGGUUUAGAAACUCCUAGACUUGCCAAGUGGCCCUUUUACAAGUUGAACAGGCAUAACACUAAUGCCCUUUGUAUUUCUAAAAACAUGGUUUAGAAACUACAAAGACUGAUAUAGCCUAGUCGUAUGGGUCGAAUAGGCAUAAUAUAAAAUAAAGUGUUAUGGCCAUUUAUCAUUUAUUUUUUUGCCACAUAGGCUCAUGACUGUUGCAAAUGUACCAUCUUUUGGUGUCCGGACAUUAUUCAUUUGCAACCUUAAAAAAAUUGUCCUGCAUAGCUACGUAUAAUGGUGUAACACUGGGAAGGUGAGCCUAGCAUAUUGUGUGUGUCCCAAGUGAAUUAUGCUAAGACAGAAGCAUAUAAUUUGUGCUUAUAAGUUAUAGCAAAGCCUGCUUAAAUAUUUUCAUGAAGCUCUUGAGAAAUGGUUUUGUGCCUGUGUAUUCAAACAGCAGAGCCAAACACAAAAGAUCGCUAAGUGUCCUUAGGAAGAAUUCAUUUGUAGACUAAAAGUUAAAGAGCCUAUACUUUUAGGGUCUGGUCUGUGAUCAGGGGUUAACCUUUUCAUCAAGAUGGUCAGGUUCUGUGCAUUCCUUACUCUUUUUCUCCACUGAAAACAGUUGUUUGGUGUGGGAUAUUUGGCUUCUCUGACAAAACUUCCACACGGCCAGUGCCAACGGGCUUUGUGGGAUUUGUUCAGCAUCUUGCGCACUUCUGUUCUCAUUGUUUCAAACACUCUGCAGUAAUUGAGAGUUGGACGCCGUAGUGGGACAUGAGUACCUGUGGAACUGUGGAAAGUUCUGCAUUAUUGCUAGCAAGUAACUAUGAGAAAACCAGAGGACAGCAAAGACACCUCAGUGUGCUGUGGAACUGUUGCCUUACAUUUCAAUCUUCCCUAUUUCAAGUACAUUGAUAAGUAUUAG